AUGUCUACUUGUUUGAUUCAGAUAGAAGCUAUAUUAAAUUCCAGACCCCUAACUCCUCUUUCAUCUGACCCAUCCGACCUAACCUGCCUUUCACCGUCCCAUUUCCUUAUUGGACGGCCACUUACAUCUGUACCUCAUUCAGAUAUUAAUGAGAAAAAUAUUCUCAGGCUACAGCGUCACCAGAGGCUGGAAUUUCUCCGACAGCAUUUCUGGCGCCGAUACUGCAAGGAAUACAUCACUACACUGCAGCAAAAACAAAAAUGGCAAAGGAGCAGCGGCGAACUCAUGGUGGGCGACAUGGUUCUGGUCAAGGACUCCAGUCAACCUCCCCUAUUGUGGCCAUUGGGGAGGAUUGUCAAGAUUCAUCCUGACGGCAGCGGAGUUGGCAGAGUGGCGGAGGUGCUGACGAAGAAGGGGACGCGUCAAUCCCCCGGGAGCGUGUUGCGACUAACGCAUCGGUCGCAGACUUGCGCUCGGCAACCAAUGGGCGAGUGUGACGUCGUGUCUGCAGUGAUGGGGGCUCGGGUUCCUCAAUGGCGGUGGAAGGUUGUUCCAGCACUUGGUGGCGGCGUAUCGAAAACUACCACGGAAGGAGGCCGUUCUAUGGAGGGGCAUAAGAAGUAA
This is a messenger RNA of Vanessa atalanta (red admiral), 624 nucleotides long. RefSeq lists its product as uncharacterized. Lineage: Eukaryota; Metazoa; Arthropoda; Insecta; Lepidoptera; Nymphalidae. The record is from RefSeq and is a predicted model, not a curated record. The coding region runs from base 1 to 624 and encodes 207 amino acids. The transcript is spliced from 3 exons.